AUGAAUAAAGUUGAUGAACUUGAAGCUAUCCUCAAGCAGCCAUAUUCCUCCCACAAUGACAUUGCUGUUCUUACAGAAACCUGGCAGUCAAACAUGAUCACUGAUGACUACCUAGCAGUGGACGGUUUCCAGAUAUUUACCAAGAUUAGAACUGAAAGAAGUGGGGGUGGAGUAGCGAUUUAUGUUAGAGACAACAUCCCUGCUAUGGUUCUAACCAACAUUACAGUGCCCGAAGAGCUUGAAUGCCUGUGGCUACAGGUCCGACCCUAUAGGCUCCCACGUCAAGUAUCGAGUGUGGUUGUAUGUGCAGUCUACAUUCCACCUAAAUCGGAACAUCAGCAAACUCUGGUUAAUCACAUUGUAAGAACCCUCGAUCUACUGAAAUCAAAACAUCCAGACGUGGGCCUAGUGAUUUUAGGGGAUCUCAACAGAACUGACACCAAUCCUAUAUGCAGAGCUCAUGCCCUGAAGCAGGUAGUUGACAAACCUACAAGAAACGAUGCGAUCUUGGACGUUAUCAUCACUAACAUUAAGAACCUGUACAGCAGUCCAGUUGUAAGUACCCUGGUUGGCCGGAGUGAUCAUAACACUAUAUAUUGGUCUCCCAGUGGAAACAAGAUUGUGAAUGGUGUCCAUGUAAGAUCUGUCAGACCACUCCCAAAACCGAGCAUGCAUGAAUUUGGCAGAUGGAUAACAGCUCAUCAAUGGGAAGAGGUUUUGAAUGCUACUAGCACUGGUGAAAAAUCUGAUGCUUUUUAUUCCACGAUCAAUGCUGCACUGGAUCUUCACUUUCCUACCAAAUUAGUCAAACUUCACACUAAUGACAAACCAUGGAUCACUGCUGAAAUCAAGGUCCUCAUCAAAAAACGCCAGGUUGCAUUUGCAGAGAAGAAAACAUUCCUUUGGCGUCUUCUUCAUAACAAAGUUAGCCACGCCAUCAGUCGAGCCAAAAAGUCGUUCUACCAAAUUCGUCUCCAAGGCCUAAAAUCCAGUGAUCCAUCAGGCUGGCAUAAAGGAAUCCAAAUGAUCACCAAUCAGACUCAGAAGCCCACUGUGAUUUCCGUCACAGGCAUACCCCAGAAUGAUGACAAAGCUAUCGCCGAGGGAAUUAACCUGGACUUUGCUUCUGUCUGUCAAAGCAGGCCCCCUAUCAAUCUGAAGGAACUGCCUGCUUACCUACCUGCAGAACCUACGCCUCAAAUCAAAGUAUGGGAUAUGUACAAUGCUCUCAAAAAAAUGUGUGCCAAGAAAUCAGCAGGCCCUGAUGGGCUCCCAGGAAAACUAAUCAAAGAAUUCGCAUGUGAGCUCAGCAUACCUGUUUCUGAUAUAUUCAAUUCGUCUCUUGUUGAGGGUUGCGUACCACAGAUUUGGAAGGAUGCAAUUGUCGUGCCAAUUCCUAAAGAAACACCAGCCACCAUCACAAAGCUGAGACCUAUUUCACUAACUGCUCUCCUAGCAUAA
Asterias rubens (European starfish) is the source of this 1461-nucleotide messenger RNA. RefSeq lists its product as uncharacterized. NCBI's taxonomy places the organism in Eukaryota, Metazoa, Echinodermata, Asteroidea, Forcipulatida, Asteriidae. Gene Ontology annotation, molecular function: catalytic activity. The coding region runs from base 1 to 1461 and encodes 486 amino acids. The transcript has a single exon. The record is from RefSeq and is a predicted model, not a curated record.